UGCUUUUGGUCAGUCUUCACCAAAGCUUGUUGGCAAGCAGACUGGCAAGUGUUCUCCUCCAGGGGGAAGACAGGUUCAAGCGCUUAAAAUGGUGAUGACUCAGCUGCACUAUGAAAACGAAGGUUAUGUGGAAGACACGGAGACGGGAGGGGAUUCAGAAAUCCUUAGGGUGGAAAAUAGAGACUCGCAUUCCUUCCAGGGUUCCUCUAAACUCGCCAGACAAGGGACUGCUUCUCGACUGGUCACUGCAAUUCAGAAAGGAAACACUGAAGAUGUCCAAAACAUUCUGGAUCAGGCUCCAGAGUGUAUCAGUAGCUCUGAUGGUGGACUGAGUCCAUUGCAUUUGUCAUGUCAUGCCAAGCAGCUGGACAUACUCGUGCUGUUAAUUGAGCGAGGUGCCAAGAUGACACUUCCUGACAACCAAGGCAAUUCUGUACUUCACACUGCAGUGAGGGAGAAAUGGUAUGAUGGCAUGAGAGAACUCCUUCGGCGUGGUGCCUCUCCUGACGAAAUGAGUCACCCUCCAGAAAACAAUGGAGACGACAAAGAAACGCCAUUGCACACUGCUGUGAAAAUGUUUGAUUAUACAUCCAUUAAACUGUUAAUGGAAUAUAGGCCUAACAUGAGUAUCAGAGAUGGAAGUAACAACACAGUUUUUCACAUAGCUGCGUCCAAGAAUAAUCUCAAAAUUUUACAAGAGCUGGUUGAAGAUGAAGAUUUUGAGAAGUAUAUUGAACUUGCAGAAAGUGAUGGAUAUACCAUUUUCCACGCAGCUCUUUCAGGUGGUGCUGGAGCUCAUAACGAGCCUUCAGUUCUAAAACUAAUUCGGUUUAUCUACAGGUAUCAUAAUAAUUUGGACCAACCUAACGUGUUUGGAGAAACACCACUUAUCAAAGCAUGCAGAUUGGGUCUCUCCAAAAUCGUAAAUUUUUUUCUGAAUAAUGGGGCUAAUCCCAGACAAGUUACUCACACUGGAGAGUCGGUGAUUCAUGCCGCCUGCUCAUCUGGGUGUGCUAAAACUCUUAACCAUUUACUUAGCACUAAACUUGUUGGAGACCUCAUUACUUCUCCGGACAGGAAUGGGAGUCCUCCUUUUCACUAUGCUGUAGAUAGUUCUUCACUUGAGUGUUGCAAAACUUUACUCGAGAACGGUGAACAUCUUACUGCUGUUUACAAAAACGGCAAAUCAAACUGUGCACUAGCCAUAGAACGACUUCCAUUUGCAAUGGAAUUCUUGAAAGCAUUAUUUGACUCUGGUAUCAUGCUGUCUGACAAAUCUGUACAUCACCAAAAUUUCAAGGUCACCUUUGAUUAUUCAGUGCUUAUGUGUUCUGGAAAAUUCCAGUGCUCUGUUAUCUCAGAACUGGUCGGCACUCCUUUAGAACCCCUCAUAAAACACCCCCUUCUUGACAGUUUCUUAAACAUCAGAUGGUAUCACAUAAGAAAAUUGUAUUACACGAAUGUUCUGUGGUUUUUCAUAUAUCUUUUAUUUCACACUUGCUUUAUCAUGAUAACAUUUGGUCCUGAACCUAAAGACUGGGAAGCUGAUCACACCUCACUGGUUCUUUACAAAACUUUUCAUGCAAUUUUCAUAAUUCUCAUAGCAGUGCCUGGAUGCCUUCUUUUGUUUGCUAACUUCAAGAAAUAUUUACUUCAACUGGAGACCUACACUAGAGUUACAUUUUUACUCAUCUCUGCUACCAUUGUAUUUUUGGUGAGUGGGAAAAUUGAAGACUAUGUGGAGAGAGGGGAUGAAAAUGAGACUGCACCCUCAACUGAAGGAAAAUGCGAUGAAGAUGAGACUACACUUUCAACAGCAAGAAUGCUUGCGAGUAUGUCAGUUGUUCUUGGGUGGGCAGAGCUUAUGAUGUUGUUGGGCCGAUUUCCUACCUUAGGUUCAUAUGUUCUAAUGUUCAGCAAAGUAGGAAAAUCAAUAAUCAAGUUUUUGUUGGCCUUUGUCAGUAUAUUAAUUGGAUUUUCUUUGGGAUUUCAUAUCAUCUAUCAAAAGCUAAACGUUUUUGGCGACUAUAAGAUCAGCUUUGUAAAAACACUAACGAUGAUGACAGGGGGACUACUUUAUAAGGAAUUUGUGGACACAAAAGGCUCCCCUGUUGGCGUCUAUUGCUUAAUAUUCUUGAGCAUGUUUUUAUUCAUGGUAACGAUUAUCAUGUCAAAUCUCCUCAUUGGCUUAGCAGUAAAUGACAUUCCAGAACUGAAAAGGCAAGGGAAAAUCCGGAGGCUGGUGAAACAGGCCUCCUAUCUCAUCGCCUUCGAGAAACUCCUUUCGAUCACAGGCAACAUUCGAGUUUUCCCGAAAAAGCUUUAUUCAUUCUUACAGUCCCAGUAUUGUGCUGAAUCCAGCCUUUCUGUUUUUCCCAACAAUGAGUUCAGAAAGCAUAGAUACUUUCAGACAGUGCCUGCAGCGGUGAUAAAAGAAGCCAUUGCUUUAGGCACCUGCGGAUCCAAAGAGGAUUUUCCAAUGGAUGAUGAUGCGGAUAUCGUUGACCAAUUGAAAUCAUUCCGCAUUAGAUAUUUUUCUGAUUAUAAAAAUCAGAAGAGCGAAUUCAGCGACAUUUCAAAAAUAUGUCUCAGUAUCCAGAAGCAGCUAGAUACUAUGAGGAACGCUACUGACAGUCAGAUAUCUAGGCUUUCCGCCCAGCUCGACAAGCAGAGUCAGAAUUAUCAGAAUGUGCUUAAUCACAUAACACAAAAAUCAAUCUUGAAUCCAUCAGAUAUCUAGCUAGCUUUCUAAGAGCAGCCAUCCGCAAUCAAGACAUAUUUUCACGAGCCAUUUCUACAUUAAUUGUUUCAAACCAUCUGGCUUCCCAUAAAAGAGAUUCUCGGCAAAUCACAAUUUUUGCAGAGCUUUUUGCUCAAUGAAAGGCAAAAAGAUUCAAGCGAUGAUUUAAAUUGUUCAAACAAAUUUCUAUAAUUUUAUAGAAGCGGUAGAAGCUUAGUAGCAAGAAAUGAAGUACCACUUUCUGUCCAUAUUUUCGCCAUCAUUGAGGUAAUAUCUAAUUUACUCUAAGGCAAAAUAGAUUUUUAACCAAAA
Macrobrachium nipponense is the source of this 3052-nucleotide messenger RNA. Its product is annotated as transient receptor potential channel pyrexia-like. Bases 89 to 2740 code for a protein of 883 amino acids. Gene Ontology annotation, biological process: transmembrane transport; monoatomic ion transport. Gene Ontology annotation, cellular component: membrane. Lineage: Eukaryota; Metazoa; Arthropoda; Malacostraca; Decapoda; Palaemonidae. The record is from RefSeq and is a predicted model, not a curated record. Gene Ontology annotation, molecular function: protein binding; monoatomic ion channel activity. The transcript is spliced from 4 exons.